AUGGCGGUUUUGGGAAAUGGGUGGAGCUUCAUGAUAGUCAGGUUAGGACUCAUAGUUGCUGCUUCACUUGCAGCCUUUACAGUUAAGCAGCUGAAUGUCAGAAGCUCAAAACCAGAACAUAAAGAUGAGAGCACAGAAGACGAGCAUGUCAGAAGACUUACUGAUGCACACCAUGAUAAAGAAAGGGAGGAGGAAGAGGAGAAAGAGGAGGUUAAGUUAAUUAGCAGCAUAAUAAAUCGAGCAAAUGACUUCGAAGAUGAUAUUCUACCAGAAUUUGAAGAUCUUCUGUCUGGGGAGAUUGAGUUUCCAUUACCACCUGAUAAGGAUGAGAAAGACAGAGUUUAUGAAAUUGAGAUGGCAAACAAUGAAAGUGAACUAGAAAGAUUGCGACAGCUAGUGAAGGAAUUGGAGGAGAGGGAAGUCAAACUUGAAGGAGAAUUGCUCGAGUACUAUGGUUUGAAGGAGCAGGAAUCAGACAUUGUGGAGUUGCAAAGGCAACUGAAAAUAAAGACUGUAGAAGUAGACAUGCUUAAUAUUACAAUCAAUUCCUUGCAGGCAGAAAGGAAGAAGCUUCAAGAAGAACUCAAACAAGGAGCUUCUGCCAAGAGAGAACUUGAGGUGGCUAGAAACAAGAUCAAGGAGCUUCAAAGGCAGAUACAGCUUGAAGCUAACCAAACAAAAGGCCAGUUGUUGUUGCUUAAACAGCAAGUUUUGGGCCUACAGGUUAAAGAAGAGGAGGCCGCCAGAAAAGAUGCUGAAGUUGAAAAGAAACUGAAAGCUGUGAAUGACUUAGAGGUUGCAGUAGUGGAGCUUAAGAGAAGAAACAGAGAACUUCAACACGAGAAACGAGAGUUAACGGUUAAACUCAAUGCUGCUGAAUCUAAAGCAGCUGAGCUCUCCAACAUGACAGAGACUGAAAUGAUUGCCAAGGCAAAAGAGGAGGUCAGUAACUUGAGGCAUGCAAAUGAAGACCUACUAAAGCAAGUGGAAGGGCUGCAGAUGAAUAGGUUCAGUGAAGUUGAAGAGCUUGUGUACCUUCGUUGGGUUAAUGCAUGCUUGAGAUAUGAGCUAAGGAAUUACCAGACACCCCAAGGAAAAUUAUCAGCCCGUGACCUCAGCAAGAAUCUUAGCCCGAAAUCGCAAGAGAAAGCUAAGCAACUGAUGUUAGAAUAUGCUGGAUCAGAACGUGGACAAGGGGACACAGAUCUUGAAAGCAACUUCUCUCAUCCAUCUUCACCAGGAAGUGAAGACUUUGACAACGCUUCCAUUGAUAGCUCUACUAGCAAAUAUAGUAGUCUUAGCAAGAAAACUAGCCUAAUCCAAAAGUUUAAGAGAUGGGGUAAAAGCAAAGAUGAUUCUAGUACUCUUUCAUCACCAGCGGGAUCCUUUUCAGGAGGUUCUCCAAGGAGGAUGAGUAUGAGUGUUAAACCAAGGGGUCCACUAGAAUCCUUAAUGCUAAGGAAUGCCGGUGAUAGUGUAUCCAUCACCAGCUUUGGGCUGAGGGAUCAAGAAACUAUUGAGUCUCCGGAAACUCCAACUGACAUGAGAAGAGUUACAUCCAGUGAUUCCUUAAAUUCUGUUUCUGCUUCAUUCCAAUUAAUGUCUAAGUCAGUUGAUGGAUCGAUGGAUGAGAAGUACCCUGCGUAUAAAGAUCGCCACAAGUUGGCCUUGGCAAGGGAAAAACAAAUUAAAGAAAAAGCAGAGAAAGCAAGAGUGCUGAAGUUUGGUGACAAUUCAGGUUUGAACAUGACUAAGGCUGAACGAGGGAGUCCUAUAUCAUUGCCACCAAAGCUUUCUCAAAUAAAGGAGAAACCAGUUGCACCUGGCACUGCAAAUGAUCAAUCUGAAGAUGGAAAGGAUGUUGAUAAUCAAACCAUUAGCAAGAUGAAGCUUGCUCACAUUGAGAAAAGGCCAACUAGGGUGCCUAGGCCUCCUCCUAAACCAUUAGGUGGUGCUGCUAUUACCACAAAUGCAAAUCCUUCUAAUGGAGUACCAUCUGCUCCUCCAAUUCCUCCUCCUCCUCCAGGCGCUCCAAGGCCACCCCCUCCACCGGGUGGACCACCUCCCCCACCUCCUCCCCCAGGAAGCCUAUCAAGAGGGGGAAUGGAUGGUGACAAAGUUCACCGUGCUCCACAGCUAGUUGAAUUUUAUCAAUCAUUGAUGAAAAGGGAGGCAAAGAAAGAUACUUCAACACUUCUAGUUUCUUCAACUAGUAAUGCAGCUGAUGCCAGGAGCAACAUGAUUGGGGAAAUUGAGAAUAGAUCAUCAUUCCUCCUAGCUGUGAAAGCUGACGUAGAAACACAAGGUGAUUUUGUCAUGUCCUUGGCAGCUGAAGUUCGAGCAGCCUCCUUCUCCGAUAUUAAUGAUUUGGUGGGCUUUGUGAACUGGCUAGAUGAGGAACUGUCCUUCCUGGUUGAUGAACGAGCCGUUCUCAAGCACUUUGACUGGCCUGAAGGGAAAGCAGAUGCAUUAAGGGAGGCAGCUUUUGAAUAUCAGGAUUUGAUGAAGUUGGAGAACCGAGUUUCCACCUUCAUUGAUGAUCCCAAUCUCCCAUAUGAAGCUGCUCUGAAGAAAAUGUAUUCAUUGCUUGAAAAAGUGGAGCAAAGCGUAUAUGCACUCUUGCGGACGAGAGAUAUGGCUAUUUCACGGUACAAGGAAUUCGGAAUCCCAGUAAAUUGGCUAUUGGAUUCAGGAGUUGUGGGCAAGAUCAAGCUUUCUUCUGUACAACUAGCAAAAAAGUAUAUGAAACGAGUAGCAUCUGAACUUGAUGCAUUAUCUGGUCCAGAAAAAGAACCAGCAAGAGAGUUUUUGAUUCUGCAAGGCGUGCGUUUCGCUUUCCGUGUCCAUCAGUUUGCAGGGGGCUUUGAUGCAGAGAGCAUGAAGGCUUUUGAAGAUCUAAGGAGCCGCAUUCAAACCUCUCAGGCUGGUGAAGAUAACAAAUCAGAAACAUAG
Messenger RNA from Sphenostylis stenocarpa, 2952 nucleotides. NCBI's taxonomy places the organism in Eukaryota, Viridiplantae, Streptophyta, Magnoliopsida, Fabales, Fabaceae. The record is from the annotation of a GenBank genome assembly.